AUGGCCACCAUCGACUCCGGAUCGAGCUCCGGAUCGGGCUCGGGCUCGGGAUCGGGAUCAGGCUCGUCGGCCUUUGAGGUUGAUCCGGCAGUGGUGUACUCGGCAGAGGUGAUGGCGGCGUUUGGGGCCUUGUCUGAGGAGCAGCGGCUGCGGUCGCUGGCAGAGUACCGGCAUACCAAUAAUGUACUGAUGGAGAGGCUCGAACGCGCCCAUCAGCUGCUGGAGAUCGAGGCUGAGUUCAAGGCCGUCGCCCAUGAGGAGCUUAAUGCGCUCCACGCCGAGAAUCGCGGGCUGGAGGCCCAGCUGAGCGAGGCUAACACCAUGAUCGAGGCGCUGCAGGCCGAGCUCGAUGCCGCACUUGCGUCCAAGGCCGCCAUCACCAAGGAGAAGCUCCGGGUGUCGACCCAGCUGAGCGAAGCCAACCUGUCGAUGGCGGCGCUGGCAGAUGGCGGCGACGACGGCGGAGUCAGCGAUGCGGCCGAGGUAGUGAGCAGCGUGGGAAGCGCGUCACCAAAGGCAGAGGCAGCGGCUGGUGUGCUCAGUGCAGCAAGCAGCGGGCCGUCGAUGAUGGACAAGUACCUCAGCGCCAAGGAAGAGACGCUCGAGCUCAAGGCGCAGAUCAAGGCGCUGGGCGGCGAAGUGGAGGCGGCGCGGGCGGCGUGCGCGCGAGCGGAGAGCGAGCGCGAAACUGCGCUGGAGGACAACGCCUGGCUCCGGUUCAACGCGCACUGCAUUCCGUACCGCAAGCGAAUGCGCAGCCUGGGGCUCGAGGCGCAGGCGCUGUAUGCCCAGGCCAAGGCGCGGCAGCUGGCGCCCGAGGGCUGGGGCGAGUUUGUGUAUGGGCAUGUACAUGCCGGGCUUGAGUCUGGCAAGAUCCGCGACUCGGAGUCUGACGACGGGAGCAGCGGCGGCGGGCGGGCGCGGCGGGUUGACUCGCCGCUGUACGAAACAGUGAGCUCGGACGGGGCGGACGAGUCGGUGCCUGUGGGAGCGUCGGCAGGCGGAACGCCGAUCCGGUAUGGCGGGCGGGCGGAUCUGCUCGCUGGCGGCGGGAACAAUAGCUCGAUGGAGGGCCACAUUUCGAACGCGUGGGUCCCGGACAAGCUGGUGACGCGGUGUACGCACUGCACGGCCAAGUUCACGCUCUUCCGCCGCAAGCACCACUGCCGGCACUGCCUUCAGAUCUACUGCUCGGCGUGCUCAUCCAACUUUAUGACCAUCCCUGCGCUCAACUUUCUGGAGCCUGUGCGAGUCUGCGACGUGUGCGUCUUUCUUAUCACGCCGACGAUGCACGGCCUGCCGCCGGACGCCUGA
This is a messenger RNA of Thecamonas trahens ATCC 50062, 1314 nucleotides long. RefSeq lists its product as uncharacterized. The record is from RefSeq and is a predicted model, not a curated record. The transcript is spliced from 2 exons. The coding region runs from base 1 to 1314 and encodes 437 amino acids. Lineage: Eukaryota; Apusomonadida; Apusomonadidae. Gene Ontology annotation, molecular function: metal ion binding.